Choloepus didactylus (southern two-toed sloth) is the source of this 1218-nucleotide messenger RNA. RefSeq names its product protein Shroom2-like. Bases 370 to 1218 code for a protein of 282 amino acids. The record is from RefSeq and is a predicted model, not a curated record. Gene Ontology annotation, cellular component: cortical actin cytoskeleton; apical junction complex; apical plasma membrane. Gene Ontology annotation, biological process: actin filament organization. The transcript is spliced from 2 exons. NCBI's taxonomy places the organism in Eukaryota, Metazoa, Chordata, Mammalia, Pilosa, Megalonychidae. Gene Ontology annotation, molecular function: actin filament binding.
AGUAUGCAUUCUCAUUGCAAUAAAAAAUGAAAAUUAAUCCCUACCCACAUCCCUCGCUAUACUCCAGGAACACGUCUGCAGACCUCAGUAGAUCUGUGGGUCGCGACACAAUUGAGGACAGCAAGGAGCUCAGUCUGCAAGGAAUUCGGACCACUGAUCAUCUGGGGCCUUGGUUAUGGCUUGGAGGGGUCUCCUCAACCUCCUGUCACCUGAGGACAUGUGACAGCUGAGGUUCCCUCCUGUCCUGAGACUGGCGGGUCGAGUGUCAGGACAGGGCAGGGACCGCUGAUUCCUGACUCCUGGGUGGAAGCCUCAGGGUACACUGAGGUCUCAGCCCUCAGCUCUUCUCUUUCCAGAAUCGAGUGGGUGAUGGACAACAACACCACGGUGAAGAUGGUCCCCAUCAAGAUCCUGCAUUUGGAGAGCCCGCCCGAGAAGGAGAGCCGGGGGAGCCUGGCCCCCGCUGCUGAGCUGCCCGCCCUGCCCAGCGGGCUGGAGAGGGACCAAAUCAAGACGCUCAGCACGUUGGAGCAGUCCUACUCCCACUUCUGCGUGUACACCCGGCAGGGUGCCGAGCCCAAGGCCCGGCCGGGCCAGCCCCAGCCCCCCGGUCCCCAGGCGCCCGCCGCGGAGGACAGCUGCGCCUGCCCUCCCGUGCUCAGCUAUGGGAAGGCCAAGGAGAAGACUGUGCAAGACCUCAAGUCUGAGGAGCUGGCCAGGGAGAUUGUCGGGAAGGACAAGUCCCUGGCCGAGAUCCUGGACCCCAGGGUGAAAAUCAAAACCACCAUGGACCUGAUGGAGGGGAUCUUCCCCAAGGAUGAGCAUCUCCUGGAGGAAGCUCAGCAGCGGAGGAAACUGCUCCCCAAAGUCCCUUCUCCAAGGACUGCCGAGGAAAAGAAGGAGGAGCCAAGUGCACCGCUGUCCAUGGCCCUGACCUCCAGCUCCAUGUACUACAGCACGUCGGCCCCCAAGGCUGAGCUGCUCAUCAAGAUGAAGGACCUGCAGGAGCAGCAGGAGUCCGAGGAGGAUUCGGGGAGUGAUGCGGGCCACGACCUGUCGGUGAAAAAGGUAGGGGGCAGAGAUCCAAGCCAGGGCAGCAGGCAGCAGCAGGUGGCAGCACCACGUUUCGUGUCCCCAGCACUCACCCUUGCCCACAGGCCACAGCGGCGGGUGGCAGCACCACAUUUCAGUGUCCCCAGCACGGACUCUUGCCCAUGA